Messenger RNA from Misgurnus anguillicaudatus (oriental weatherfish), 4019 nucleotides. The record is from RefSeq and is a predicted model, not a curated record. Lineage: Eukaryota; Metazoa; Chordata; Actinopteri; Cypriniformes; Cobitidae.
ACACACUCCUGACACCUCAGCCCAAACUCAUAUGAAGCUUGCUAGAAUGCUUUAGAGCCAUCGGGACCAUCUGAAAGCUGUUACUGCAACACGAUGGCAAGAUAGCAAGAUCCUUCUUGUUGUCAACGGACAGCACCGGGCGUGUCUGCAGCGUGGGCCGUGGGGACUGAGAGAGAGGUAGGACGUACCGUAAGUGGACCCGAUUCUCCCCACCACUCCCAUUUACCGGCGGCAACCGCAGCGGGUGCGCGGAGGCGCGCUUCCUUCAGUCCGUCAUUUAUUUUAUACGCAGGAGGAGGAGACCCUGACAUUUGUGUCGCGGGAAGAGCAUUUCAACCUACGGAGAGGAAUGAUACACUAGCGGACCCUUGCAUAGACCCGGGAUGUUACUUGGUAUGAUGUUUGGAUAUACUGGAGUGGAGGCGAGGACUUGCACGGAUUAGAUGGUGCGCUUUCGUUGAUUUGGGCAGGAAAAGUAGGCUAUGCUUCACAAAUACCUUCCUGCAAUUUUGUUUUUAGUCUAAAUGCAAUUGCAGUGAUUGGAUACUCAAGGACAUCGCGCGUAACAAAUGAGACAGACAGAGAUCAAUGCAUCAGAGCUCAAAAAAGACAAUCUGCUUUGGUAAUACAGAGCCCAGUGUCCGCGCGUGGAUGUGUUAGUGUCUGUGGAUGCGAUGCUCUCCUUUAGCUGUCAACUCAUCUGAGAGUUCGCGCGCGCUCUCUGAGCGCUGUCGGAUUCACGGACUCUGAUCGGACCUGCCUGGCGAGCAAAGUUAAACACGACUGUGGUUUGAAUCUGAAACCGAGAGACAUCAAAAUAAGAAAUCAAGACUCAUCAGACCAGGCAACAUUUUUCCAGUCUUCAACUGUCCAAUUUUGACAGAUUGGUGUAUCAUAGUGAAUGAGUCAAUGACUGCUGUGGAGCGUCUGUAUCUGGCCCAAUAGUGUGGAGUCAUCACGCCCUGGGCUCUGAAGAGAGGACAGAAUGGACAGACGGAGGGACUUCAGAAUGGGGAGUCGACCUUUAUUUGGAUGGAGUGCCCCCAUGGAGAGGCUGCUUCUAUGCCUAGCUCUGUUCUCCUUAUCGUCCUAUGCUAUGCAGUGCCCCAAGCGGUGUACCUGCCAGAACCUGCUGCCCUCCUUUACCGUCCUGUGUGCCAAAACCGGCCUGCUCUUCGUACCACCUAAUAUCGACCGGCAGACCGCCGAGCUGCGACUGAUGGAUAACUUCAUAACCACCCUGCGCCACAAAGACUUCGCUAACAUGAGCAGUCUCAUACACCUCACGCUUUCCCGUAACACCAUCAGCCAGAUCAGACCUUACGCCUUCGCCGACUUGCAGGAUCUGCACGCGUUGCAUCUGGACGGUAACCGACUGACGGUUCUGGAUGACACUCACCUGCAGGGUCUGGUUAAUCUGCGCCACCUUAUACUUGCCAACAACCAGCUUCACAGCAUCUCGGUUGGAGCCUUUCAGGAUUUCUUAGAGACUCUUGAAGACCUGGAUCUGUCUUAUAACAAUCUGGCGGAUUUACCGUGGGACACUAUAGCUAUGCUCGCCAGCGUCAACACCCUGAGCCUGGACCACAAUCUUAUUGAGUUUGUGCCUGAAGGGAUAUUUUCUAAUCUACACAAACUGGCCAGGCUGGAUAUGACAUCCAACAAGCUCAAGAAAAUCCCCCCAGACCCUCUCUUCCUACGCAUCCCUGUUUACGCUAAAAUGAAAGGCUCGCCGUUGACAUCGCUGGUGCUCAGCUUCGGCGGUAACCCGCUGCACUGCAACUGCGAGCUUGUCUGGUUACGGCGUCUCACCCGGGAGGAUGAUCUGGAGACUUGCGCGUCCCCACGAGAGCUCGCCGGAAAGUACUUCUGGACCAUUCGAGAGGAGGAGUUUGUGUGCGAGCCCCCCAUGAUCACCCGUCACACCUCGAAGAUGUUCGUCAUGGAGGGUCAAGAGGUCAGCCUGCGGUGUCGAUCCGUCGGGGACCCAGAGCCGACCGUCCACUGGGUCAGUCCUGAUGGAAAGCUGAUGGGGAACACCACACGCACCAUGUGCUACGAAAACGGUUCUCUGGAUAUCUUAACAGCCACGGUGAAAGAUUCAGGUGUGUUUACCUGUAUAGCCUCUAAUGCGGCAGGCGAGGCCACUGCACCGGUGGAACUAGUAGUAAAUCCCUCGCCACAUUACGAUCCCAAACUGGAUCCCGAACCGGGACCAUCGGAUAUGCCUACUUCCAUAAAGUCCAACAGCAGCGGUAGCGGGGGACAUGCACGCGCGGAUCAGCGUGUUAGCGUUUCGGAAAUAACCUCAAAUUCAGUGAUAAUCCGCUGGCCUCCGCAAAGCCACAUCCCUGGAGUGCGCAUGUACCAGAUCCAAUAUAACAGCUCCACAGAUGACAUUCUCAUAUACAGAAUGAUUCCUGCCUCCCACAAGCUGUUUUUACUGAGCGAUCUGGCCUCAUCGCGGGACUAUGAGCUAUGCGUCUUGGCCGUCUACGAUGAUGGCAUCACAUCUCUCACUGCUACGCGAAUGGUCGGCUGCGUGUCAUUCUCGACGGAGCGAGAGUUUCGGCACUGCCGCUCAAUCCACGACCAGUUCCUGGGUGGCACCAUGAUAAUCGUCAUCGGUGGAAUCAUAGUGGCAUCAGUCCUUGUUUUCAUUUUCAUCCUGUUGAUGAAAUACAAACUUCACAGCCAGCACUACAAGCAGAAGGCUGCCCGUGUCAGUAACGUUUGUUCUCAAACCAACGGCGGCCAGCAGGGGGCAGCAUCAGGCCCUCCACCCAGGUCAUCUUCAUCAUCUGGUUCUUCCAGCAAGCCCUCUGCCCCUCUCGGGUUGGAGAGGCAAGAAGGGUCCCGUGGCUUAGAGGCGGGUUACGGGGCAUUGAGAGGUACGACGGUGGUGGACUUGAACCCAGAAUACGGAAAAUCUGUAAAAGAUGAAGAUUCCAUAUCGCAAUAACACAGGGUCAAAUCCCGCCUCCCCUCCCAUCUUCACAUCUCAACCCAUUCUGUUUUAUUUUCUGUUGCUGGGGUCCUGCCGGAUUACUGAGGAUUAUCUCCUGUCCAAGGGCAAACUUCUCGGUCUGGAAACUACAUGCAGAAUGCCAGAUUAAAUGGGUUGAGGCCAAUCUGUUAGUUGGACAAGCUGUGGGUGGACGGCAAAUACAACAGCAACUCUGUGUUCAGUUCUUUAUGCAAGACUCUCCCCCCUCACCAAGGAUAUUAUGUGCUUCUUUGGAGCAUAUGAGCAAUUUUUUUGUCCCUUUUAUGGAAGUUGAAAAAGAAACACAUCCCCUUGAAAGGAAGUUGCAGUUAAUCUUUAUUGAAAUGUGGAAAGUGUUAUAUUAAAAUAUCAGUGUUUGAUAGAUGAAGAAGCUCAGAUCCCAGCGAUGGUCCAGUGCCAAAGGAUUGACAUGUCUGGAUUGAAUGUUCUCUGAAGGUUCAUGUGGAUUCAGACUUAUCAAAGUUCAAUGAAAUAUUGACAAGUUGGUAUUGAGUUAACAUUUGUGGACCUUCUGGAGCACUUUAUUAUGGAUUCGACUGUAUUGUGUAAGCUAAUGACUCUGGCUCUCUCUCUUGCUCGCUCACUUUAUUUGGAAACUGCACACAUGGAUCGAUUUUGGGCUGAUUCACAAACAUGAGGAGUGUGUUCUUGGAAUCUGGAGAUUAGGUCAAAACAGGGGAGGCACCACCAGAACAUUGAUCGUCACAGUGCACUAAAACUUUCAGACUCUGAUGUGUCAAUGAGGAUUUAAGGUAAGGCGGUGAACUCUGCAUCAGCAGACUGUGAAAGGCCAUGAAAAAUAUUCUGCAGACCUCUUUCACAUCCGGCCUGCUGAAAUAUAUACUGUUCUUAUUUUGACUGUAUCUGUAUUUGUAUGUGAAGUACACCUUCAACCAUCUCUGAUUUCAAUUGUUUGAUUUCGAAGAGAAAAUAAUAAAAAUAUGGGAUGGAAUUUUAUGCUUUCAUAGGUACUCUAUGUGGAUUUAUAAAGAAAUAAAAUAUUUUUCUUCAA